Diprion similis is the source of this 7766-nucleotide messenger RNA. Its product is annotated as mucin-19-like. The transcript has 17 exons. The record is from RefSeq and is a predicted model, not a curated record. Gene Ontology annotation, molecular function: chitin binding. Lineage: Eukaryota; Metazoa; Arthropoda; Insecta; Hymenoptera; Diprionidae. Gene Ontology annotation, cellular component: extracellular region. The coding region runs from base 183 to 7127 and encodes 2314 amino acids. Gene Ontology annotation, biological process: carbohydrate metabolic process.
UUCUCGCUAAUUUUCAUUUUCGAUCGCGUGCCGACCACAAGAGCGGAUCAGAAGUCGGAGGGCACCGACGAAGAUCUAUCGAUCACAGCGUACGCUUUGCUGGGUAUAUUUCUACGAAUACUCGGUUCAAGUUGUGACACACCAGAGGCUGAUAACGUCGAAAGUGCCGGUCAGGGAGCGACAUGAGGUUGUCGACGCUGCUACCCCUUUUGGGGCUGCUCGCGCUUGGAUACGCUGAAAGAUGCCCCAGGCAAAGAACAUCGCCGGGAAAGGAAAUUCUCUGUUACACGUCCAGCAACGACCCCGAAGAAUUGGCAGACGUCAUUUGCAAAUGUACAACGCUCGUUCACCAGGGACAUGAACUCCACAAUCUCACAACCGCUGGGAUCGAGGAGCUCCAGAAGGUCCUCAAGGAGGCGAACCCCGCCCUCCAGUUCGUCAUAUCCGUGACGGACCCGCAGCACUCCCUCAGGACGUCCGCAACGACGCGCCAAGAGGCGUCGGGACGCCUCGCCAAUAUUUUGUCACAGGUCGACGGAGUCGAACUCGACGUGACCGCCGGCUCCAAGGAACGUCUGACGCACUUUGUCAAGGGGCUUAAGGACGAGAUGACCAGGAAAUCUAACGAGAAGAGGAUAUUAUUGGCUCUUCCAACGCAACCGGAGGAGCUUGCGAAGCAGUACGAUAUUAAGGCCUUGGCAAAAUACGUUGACCUCUUCACUCUGUCGACCAACUACCUCUUCGAUGAAACUGAAUCAUCCCACACCUUCCACCCUUCUCGUCUCAUGGGUAUCUUCGAUAUGCUAAACGCGGACAGCUUGGUCGAUCUGAUCAGCGGUUUGGGAGUGCCGAAAAAGAAGCUGCUCAUUUCUCUGCCAGCUAGCGCCUACAAAUUCACCCUGAAAACCAAGGAUAAGACAAUUCCCGGAUCACCGACCGAAGAAGAGAAGCCUACGGUCAUCAGCCAGAAAGAGCUCUGCGAUUUGAUGAGUGCGGGCGAAUGGACCGUCGAAAGGGACACGGACCUGACCGCCCCUUACGCCUUCAAGGAUUCCACGUGGAUCGCCUUCGAGGACAAGACCUCGGUCGGAAUAAAGGGCAAGUACGUCUUGCUUCGAGAACUUGCCGGUCUGGGAAUUCACGACGUCGAGAAUGAUCAGAAAAACAAUUGUGGUAAGCCGAUUACCUACGAGGUGUACAAUUCCUUCACGGACAUGAAAAGGAAAACACGCGGCGCAGUCUUGGCUUCAUUGGAGAAUGACAUCAACCAUGUGGACAUCCCCACAUCGAGACAUGUCAAGUCCUCCGGAUACAGAAUCGUCAGAGUAGUUGAUACGGCUGGUGCAAUCCAUGCGAUCCGUGAGAACACGCAAACCGAAUUCAUAUGUACCAGACAAGGAUAUUUUGUGCACCCAAAGAGUUGUAACAGAUUCUACCGUUGCGUCAAGUUCGAUCAAGGAGUCGACGACUUUUCCGUCUUCGAAUUUGACUGCCCAGCCGGUUUGGCAUUCGAUGAACGUACCGAGGUCUGUGUCUGGCCAGGAUCUCUGACUGAAGGAUCACCCUGUCCAGGAAGUAGUGAGAUCGCCCCAGUUCCUCGCGCUAGGUUCCAGUGCCCUGAACGUGACGGUUACUAUGCCGACCCUCAGAACUGCAGAUGGUUCUUCGCCUGCUUUGAUUUAGGUGAACCAGAACCGAUGGCAUACGAAUUCCGCUGUCCCUUCGGCCUGGUGUUUGACGAGCAAAAACUGAUCUGCGAGUGGCCAUGGCUUGUACCUGGCUGUGGAGCAUCAGGAUACUCCAGGACAGAGUACGGAGGGGGAGAAUAUGGUAUUAGGCAGCAAGGAAACGGAGCAGGAUAUGGACAGGGUUCGGGUAAUGGAGGUGCAGGCUAUGGAGACUACUCUGGCACUGGCAUAAGCAUAGGUGGGGCUGGACAGUAUCGAUCAGGGCCUGACAGUUCCCUGUACAAAGGAUCUAAACCCAGUGAAUCCAGGUAUACCGAAACUGGACCUGGUCAAUAUGAUGGGGCAAAUAGAGGACUUAAAUAUCCUGGGGAUGGAAGAUAUAGAGAGCAAGGUUAUUCAGGACAAGGAGCUGACGGAUCAGGAUACUCUGGUGCGGAUGGUGCAGGAGGUGAAAGAGGCAUAGGAAGUGCCGGAAACGCAGGAGGCAUAGGAGGUGUAGGAGGUGCUGGGGGCAGAGGAGGAGUAGGAGGCACAGGAGGUGCUGGAGGCAGAGGAGGUACAGGAGGAGCCGGAGAUGACGGAGGUGCUGGAGGUUCAGAAGAUACAGGAUCUAAAUAUUUCGGUGCGGGAGGAGCGGGAUAUGGAUAUUCUGGGGCAGGAAAUGCUGGAGGAGCUGGAUCUCAAUAUUCUGGUGCAGGAGGAGCGGGAUCUCAAUAUUCUGGUGCAGGAGGAGCGGGAUCUGGAUAUUCUGGAGCAGGUGGCGCCGGAUCUCAGUAUUCAGGUGCAGGAGCAAACUCUGGGUAUUCUGGUACUGGAGGCGAAGGACUCGGAUAUUCUGGUGCGGAAGGAGCGGGAAGUGGAUAUUCUGGAGAAGAUGGUACAGGAUCUAAAUAUUCUGGUGCGGGAAAUGCAGGAUCUAAAUAUUCGGGAUCAGGUGGAAACACGUAUUCCGGAUCGGGUGGUGAUAGAUCAAAAUACACGGGUGCAAACAGUGGAUCCACGACAUUUGGAACUGACGUAUCAGGCCAAGGAGGGGACACAGGAAGCACAUACACCGGGUACUCGGGAUCAGGUUUAACCAGCUCAUCAAAUUCAGGAACCACAUCUGGCUUUGGAUAUAGCGGAGCUCACAACAGCGCAUCAGGACAUUCGGGAGCUGGUGAAAUUGGCACGAAAUACUCCGGAUCAACCGGAAGUGGAUCUGUCCACGGUGUGUACCCUGGUGAAGGUGUUUCAAUCGUCGACUACGAGGCAUCCAGAAAACCUGGAGUCGUAAUAGAGACGGUGCCCAUUGGGCAGGGACCCGCCUCCUCGAUUUACCAAACCGGCACAACGGGAAGCGGAUACGUUUCCACCGUCGGACACACCGGGAGUGUUGCUGGAAAUAGCGGUUACAACGGGUUGAGCUCAUCUACCAAAUAUGGAGGAUCUGGCAAAGACGGACUCACCGUUUCCGUGCAGACGGGAGGAUCCGGUUAUAGUAGCUCUUCGGGAGUUGCUGGAGAUUACUCUGUGGACCAUAGCGGCACCAGCGAUUCCGAUGGACAGGACGUAGUCAACGGCGGAAGGAAUCCAGGUUCGGUUGUCUUGACCGGAACUAGCGAAAGUGGAGACAGUGAAUACACUAGGAAACAAAACGCUGGAUACAUCUCGUCGGGACAGGGUGAUUUCGACGCACAAGAUGUGGUGAACGGAGGAUACAAUUCAGGUUCCAUUAUAGUGAAUGGGGCAACCGGAAACGGAGCUGGCGGCUACAAUGGACAAGGAAUCAACUCUGGCUCAGUUGCUGUCACCGGAACCACAGGAAGCGGAUACACUGGCGGGUACACCGGCAGACCCAUAACCGGAAAUGCGUUCACCGGUGUCUCGAGCUCUGGAAGUGGUUACUCCACCCCUCUGACAACUCUCAAUCCAGCCUACAGUGUCUUCGGUGCUAGGAAGCCAGUAACGCCAGCGCAAGAAAUUUUCUUGCAAACUGUGACUCCUGGAUACUCGGUCACAAGCUCCGGCAUCAAGAGUAGCGUAGCGUACGGAUCAUCUUCCGGAUCGAAGGGUGCAGGUGGCGUUGUAACAGGAGGCAGCGGAUACGUGGAUAACGGCUCGUCCAGCACGGUCAGCGAGGUUGGUAAGGGAGGAAUUUCGACUGGGACAACGACGUACCAUGGCAAAGGAGGAAGCUCGAGCAGCUAUUUGUCCACCAAGACUUCCAACGCCAAUGGAAACGGUAUUCAGGGCGGUUUCGUGACGAGCAACGUGCAUACGGGAACAGUUCUAUCUCACGACGGCUCCUCAGGUACUGUCAUUUCUGGAAACGAAGAUGAGGGUUCGGUUUACGUAGGAUCCAGCACGCCUGGAUACGUCGAGACUAAUUCCGUGACUCCAGGGUAUGUUAUCAAUGGAGUAACGAAAACCGUUUACGGUCAGAGCACGCCUGGAACGUUCAUCACGGGAACAUCCGCGCCUGGAGUUGUUCAUCAAGGUAGUUCCGGUCCCAGUUCUUAUGUUGAUGGGCAGAUCUAUAAGGGAGCCGGUGUCCGCGGCUCGACCGUGAAUGUGGCUGGUGUCAGGGGAUCGACCACGUACUAUGGCAAUACUGGUGCCUCUGCAGGCAGCAAGGGUGGAGCCUUCAGUGUUAACGGAGGCGUAAGUUCCAUUCAAGAUAGUGGUUACAAGACAAACGAAUACCACGAUAACGGAGGACGCGGAACCGUGACAUACAACAACGGCUACACCACUACGAAGUUCACCGAAAAAGAGCUCCAAGAUCGUUUUCCAACCUACGCUUCUCUGCCGGACACUAUCGUCUCAGGCGGAAGAAUAGAGGGAAGUAAUGGCGUAGUCUUGGGAAACACUCUAGCUGGAUUUGACGGAUACACAAGCCAGCAAUUUACUAAGACGGGACCGACCAAGACUGGAUUCACGACCGCUCAAAUUGGUGGCACUGGAUCGUACGUUACCAACACAGGAUACCGUCGACCUACGCCGUCACCAGCACAGCAGAAUGUUGGCAGCCAAGCCUUUGCAACGGGUCAGGGAUCGAACAAGGGAUACGCCACCGGUGGUGGUUCAAUCGGAAAUGACGUUAACGGACUCGCCUACGUUACGUCGACUGUCGCUCCGGACGUGAGUCAUAUCGACACGUCCAAAAUCAACCUUGGUCCUGCAUCAAAGGGUGGAUCAUCCGGCUACCGCUACACAAAGCCAGCGGUACAAUUUGUCACUGGAAGUGUGACAUCCUCGACUCCAACUCCGUUCUCCGUAACCUACCAGGAGUCCGUUGCUCCUCUUACUGUUACGACACCAGCGUCUCCGCACUUGAACGUUGAAGUGUACAACACUCCGUCCGUCGUCACGUCGGCACCAAUCACGGCCGCCCCAGCCGUCGUCAACACUUACAGCUACAGACGGCCUUCCAGUGGAUACAAGCAGCCAUCGUACCAGACCGCUGGUUCUCCGACCGGAAGCCCCGCCUUCGGCGGCUACAAAUACAGACGACCAACUCAAAGCCCCAUUUAUCAGGGUUCCAGUGAAGGUGACCAGCAGCUAUUCACCGUCAGCUCAACCCCAGCCCCCAUUGCUUUUGCUACGAGACCAGCGGAUAUCUACAAAUCGACUCUCUUCGAGGCAGCCAAGCUACCUUCUGCAGUGUCCAGUCUCGCACCAGUCUUCGACAACGGAUACAAGACCAUCGUCUCGUCAACAGCUGCUCCGGUCGCUGUCACGACUGGUCAGUACUUCUACAAGGACAGCAGAUUCGAAACAAGUUCAGCUGUAAGCGGUCUGACGUCCGGUGAAUUUGACAUCGACAACCAGCAACCUGGUACAGUAUUUCAGAAAAUACCGUUCAGCUCGACACCCUCUCCCAACACUGAGGACGGCUACACUUACCAAAAACCAACGAAACAGCUUACCUACAAUUCUCCUAGCACCGUCACUCCUUCAGUGACCAUCUACCAGCAACCGAAAUACACCAUCGGAGAGCAACAGGUUAAAUACUCUACGGCCGGUACACCCGCUCCAGACUUUGAUGGCUCGUACCAAAAACCGUUUAUCCCUGCCCGUCCAGCUGCGAAGCGACCGACUUACCAGAAGGAAUUCGGCUCUGUGUCGACGUCCUUCUCUUCCGCAGGAGCGCAAGGUUACCAAUACUCGAAGCCCACGGUGAAGUUCGUCUCUUCGACCGCAAGUCCCGACUAUACAGGUAGUCGUGGAGGCUCUCCGACUAACUUAGAUAUCCCGCAAGACGAGGUCAAGAAACUGAUCGGCAACUACGAACGCGGUAGCGUCAAGUACACUUCGAAUUCAUACGGCGACGAGAGCAUCGGAAGCGUCGUCAACUCAGGAGCUUUUGGCUACAAAGACAUCGGCAAGAGGCCAAGUGUCACCCCUACAGUCUUUGUGUCCUCAACGGCGUCACCGGCCUACCAACCAACGACUCCGGACUCUAAGAUUCGCGCAAACGCCUUUGGCAAGUACAUUUCGAGCAGCCUGAGCAGUUCAUCCGGUUACAGAGGUGCUGGCUACUACUCAUCGCCAACCCCAUCGUACGAAAUCUCAACGUUGCAGACGCCGGCGAAAGAAGGAAAGGGCAAAGUGAUCGUUAAACUGAGCGACCUGCACCCUCUUCUGCUAGGAAAACUCGGCGCUCAAUGUACCUGUAGGUCAGAUCCGUUCGAAACUCUUCGUGGUCCGGGUGCCAAAUCCGUCCUGAUAAAAUCCAACAAGGGAAAGAUCGAUCUAUCGAACUACGACGAAUCCGACGUUUACGUAGACCUUGAAGCCGACCGCGAACCCGGCCAAUCCGUCGGUUAUUACAGAUCCCCGACUCCAGGGCCUUCCGCAUCCUCCUUGAGGACUCCGGCGAUUGCCAUCUUCGGCGUGACGACUCCGGCGCCUCCGCAGGUCUUCAGGUCCCGCGGUAAGCCGUCGACCGCCUACCUUCCGACUGCUUCAACCCCUUCAACGAUCGGCGGUUCUUCCGGUCCGGUAAUAGUCGUUCCAGAUGACGGUGGCCUUGGAAGCCCGUCGGACAUCGCUGAUACCCAAUUCGUUAACGCUCCGGAAGGCUUCGCCAAAGAAGGUGCUCCCGUAGGUCGCACUGCUGGAGCUAGAAGGAAGAGUGAAAAGAGUUUCAGCAGCGCUGGAGCGACCGGAAAUGCUAUCGGCGGUGCAGGCGCCGCGUUCGAUCGGUACGGACCAGGUGGAUGGCGAAACGACGACGAGACUUUACAGGGUGGCUCGGACUGCGCUAGAGCCGGACUCUUCCGCCAUCCGAAGUACUGCAACAAGUUCUACGCCUGUCACUACGACGAGUGGAAGCAGAAAUUCACUCUCCACGUCUUCAACUGCCCGGUUCACCUCAGCUUCGACAGCAGCGCUGGUGCCUGCAACUGGCCCACCAAGGGACCCGCUUGCCAGGAUGAUAAUCUUCUCGUUUAAGAAAUCCCUCAUCGCCAUGACUACAAGAGUCGCUUUUGCGCGGUCUCUAUACCCCAAGAUCUAACGUUUAGCUUCGAAUCCGUUUGACGGAGUGAAAGGGUUCGCGGUUUGAAGAUUUUUCGCAAAAUUCUAUAUCCUAGUAUCGAAAUCAUCAUAGUCAUGCUUGGUACCGUUUUACAGCUUGUAACUUUCAUUGUAUCAACGAGAAAACGAACGUUGUGAAUUACUGUCUCUCUCUCUCUCUCUCUCUUUUUAUACACUUCUUCAGAGACCCGUUCUCUACUACCGCAGCACUAAAUAUUCUGCGACGAUUCGAACCAGACACGGUGACAGCGAGUGAACACGUCCAACGUUCCGUGGGUGAAAGUAGCUCGCAAUGAUCGGCUGGAACGCUGUGUGGCUAUAGGAGCGAAAAAGUUGAACCUUGUAUUUAACGUGUAUACUGAAUAACAUUUAUAUAUAUAAUAUAUAUGAAUAUAUAGGCGUAUUAUAUAGGUAUACAUAUAAUAUAGGUACACGAAGAAAUCUGUGUGCUUAUAUAGAGCAGUGUAAAUAUUUUACGUUUCUACGUUAAUUUCUUCUGAAUUUGUAUAUAUUGGGACAAGCGUAUUUUUUUGGGGAAGUAGUAAAAAGAGACAC